Messenger RNA from Gossypium raimondii (Peruvian cotton), 3725 nucleotides. RefSeq names its product putative pentatricopeptide repeat-containing protein At5g13230, mitochondrial. Gene Ontology annotation, biological process: RNA modification. NCBI's taxonomy places the organism in Eukaryota, Viridiplantae, Streptophyta, Magnoliopsida, Malvales, Malvaceae. The coding region runs from base 685 to 3186 and encodes 833 amino acids. The transcript has 2 exons. Gene Ontology annotation, molecular function: RNA binding; zinc ion binding; protein binding. The record is from RefSeq and is a predicted model, not a curated record.
UCUCAUUUUACAUUCCAAAAUCAAAGAAAAAAACCAAAUACUUGGUACCUUACGCAUCAAGACUUCAAACAAAUCCGAACGAUUUCAACUAUAUUUCUAUUUUUACAGAAAUUUGAGAUCAUUUUCAAAGCUAAAAACAGACUGGAUUUGUUGAGUUGAGAUAGGAGAGGACAAGAGAAAUCUGAGCAUCAGUUUUAAAAAGCUCGAUUAUGAAGCCUCACGGAUGAGUAUCAGCACAUAAUAAACAUGAUCAUCAUUUGCUCAGAUCUCUAGUUCUCCAUCCAUCAAGCACAAAGCAAAAAGAAAGAAAGAGCAACGGUUGAAGUUGAAGAACAGCAGCGCCAUUAGCACCGUAUAUAUAGUGCACAAUGGGCCUUGGAAACCCUAAUUGCCAUUUGCCACGGAACGAUUGAAGUGACGUCGUUUCAGCUCGGUGACCGUUUCAACAACAUUUAUGUUUUGAAUUUGAAACGCACCGGUUCACCCACCAUCCUGCAGUAUAGCAGUAGUAGACUUGUUUUGUUUUUGAGUGCGAGUGUCAGAUGCACGCAUUUGAUUCAACAACUCUGCUUCUUUUUCCUUGAAAGCUCGUAGGUUGUUAAAUUAUAACAUUACAUUCGUAUAUUUGCUUCUUUCUUCUCGUUUCGCUUUCUUCCUCAUUGCUUUCAGAGCAGUGGCGCUUGCAUGAUCCGAUUGUUAACCACUAGAGCACCGCGGCCGUCUAAUAUUUCUGCUGUGCACCAAAAGAUUAACUCUUUUGUUUGCUCUUCAUUAUGUGGAUUCUCAGCCCAAGCAGCAAACCAGACCCAGCAAAACCCGAGUUCCAUAAACAGACCGUCUUCACAUUUCGAUUCUCACAUGUAUGGUGCCUUGCUUCAACGUUGUCUCCAAAACGAUGACCCCAUUUCAGCUAUGGGUCUUCACUGUAAGAUCCUAAAAAGGGGUAACUGCUUAGACUUAUUUGCUACAAACAUUCUCUUGAAUGUGUACGUAAAAGCUGAAUUAUUGUCCGAGGCUGAAAUUCUGUUCGAUGAAAUGCCCGAGAGAAACACAGUUUCUUUUGUUACUUUAGUCCAAGGAUAUGCGCAGUGUUUGCAGUUUUCUGAAGCCAUGGGGUUGUUUACUAGGCUACAUAGGGAAGGUCAUGAGCUUAACCCUUUUGUUUUUACUUCCAUAUUGAAGGUGCUUGUCAGUAUGGAAUGCGCUGAGUUGGGUUGGAACUUACAUGCUUGCAUUUAUAAGCUUGGCCAUGAGUCUAAUGCCUUCAUUGGAACUGCUUUAAUUGAUGCAUAUUCUGUUUGUGGGUGUGUUGACUUCGCAAGAGAAGUUUUUGACGGUAUUAGAUGCAAGGAUAUGGUUACUUGGACAGGAAUGGUAGCUUGUUAUGCGGAGAACCACUUUUUUCAAGAGGCAUUAGAGGCCUUUUCUCAAAUGAGGUUAGUCGGUUUUAAGCCAAAUAAUUUUACUUUUGCUGGUGUUUUUAAGGCUUGUAUCGGACUUGAAGCUUUAGAUAUAGCAAAAGGUGUUCAUGGCUGUGUUUUAAAAACUCGUUAUGAGUAUGAUCUUUAUGUAGGGGUUGCAUUGCUUGAAUUGUAUACCAAGUGCGGGGACAUUGGCAAUGUUCAACAGAUUUUCGAGGAGAUACCUAAAACAGAUGUUAUUCCAUGGAGUUUCAUGAUUUCACGGUUUGCACAGAGUGACCAGAGUGAAAAGGCUGUUAAUUUGUUUUGUCGUAUGAGGCAAUCUUUUGUGGUCCCUAAUCAAUACACGUUUGCUAGUGCACUUCAAGCUUGUGCAACUUUAGGGGAUCUUGAUUUAGGUAAGCAAAUGCAUAGCCUUGUGCUCAAGGUUCGUCUUGAUGCUGAUGUAUUUGUAUCAAAUGCCCUUAUGGAUGUCUAUGCUAAGUGUGGAAGGAUUGAGGAUUCUUUGGAGCUGUUUGAGAAGUCAUUGAAUAGGAAUGAUGUGUCUUGGAACACCAUGAUUGUUGGCUAUGUUAACUGUGGGGAUGCUGAGAAGGCAUUAAGCUUGUUUUUGGAAAUGCUUGAAAAUCGAGCACAGGCAACUGAAGUAACAUAUUCCGGUGUCCUUUGUGCUUCUGCCGGUUUGACAGCAUUGGAGCUAGGAACUCAAAUUCACUCCUUAACAUUCAAAACAAAUUAUGCUGAAAAUACUGUUGUUCAUAAUGCAUUGAUUGAUAUGUAUUCCAAGUGUGGAAGGAUCAGAGAUGCUCGUCUGGUAUUCGGUAUGAUGAACGAACGAGAUGAAGUUUCGUGGAAUACUAUGAUCUCAGGGUAUUCUAUGCAUGGGCUUGGCAUGGAAGCUUUAAAAAUAUUCCAGAUGAUGCAGGACAGAGGGCAUAAACCAAACACUUUGACUUUUGUCGGUGUGCUAUCAGCCUGUAGCAACUCAGGAUUACUAGACGAGGGGCAAGCUUAUUUUUCAUCUAUGUUACAGGAAUAUGGCAUUAAGCCAUGCAUUGAGCAUUAUUCUUGCAUGGUCCGGCUUUUGGGGAGAUCAGGUCAUCUUCACAAGGCAUUGAAGUUGAUUGAGGAGAUCCCAUUUAAGCCUAGUGUUAUGGUGUGGCGUGCCUUGCUUGGAGCUUGUGUUAUUCAUAAAAAUGUUGAGCUUGGUAGAAUGUCUGCACAGCGCAUUCUUGAGAUGGAACCUGAAGAUGAUGCAACCCAUGUACUAUUGUCGAAUAUGUAUGCUACUGCAAGGAGGUGGGAUAAUGUCACUGCCAUUAGGCAAAGCAUGAAAAAGAAAGGAAUGAAGAAGGAACCAGGUUUGAGUUGGAUUGAGAACCAGGGAAGAGUACAUUAUUUCAGCGCGGGAGACACUUCGCAUCCUGACAUGAAGGUGAUUAAUGGGAUAUUGGAAUGGUUGAAUGUGAGAACCAGGAGAGCAGGCUUUGUUCCUGAUUGUAAUGCUGUUUUGCUUGACGUUGAUACUAAAGAAAAGGAGCGUCUCUUGUGGGUUCACAGUGAAAGGUUAGCUCUUGCUUUUGCACUAUUUAAGACAUCAUCAGGAAGCCAAAUCCGUAUAAUAAAGAACCUCCGAAUCUGUGUGGAUUGCCAUGCUGCAAUGAAAUUAAUAUCAAAGAUUGUGCAGCGAGAUAUUAUUAUCAGAGACAUGAACCGGUUCCAUGACUUCCAUGAUGGAAUUUGUUCUUGUGGUGAUUACUGGUAAUUCAGUUUCAUUGGUCCAAGGAAACGUUUGCAUGUCUCUGUUACCUUGGGAGGCCUACACUUAGUAGAAUCUAUGAACCUGAGACUAUCCAUUGGCUUGUAGGCCUUGAAACAAGGUUUCCAAAGUGGUAUCUCAUGGAUGGAAGUCUUUUGAGGAGGGUUGGAUCAAAAUCAAUACGGAUGGAGAUGUGAAGGUGGGAGAUAAUUGGUGACAGUACAGGUUAGUGAAUUGUGAGUUUUAGCAAAAUGUAGGCAUAUGCAGAGCGAUUUAGGCUGAGCUUUGGGCUGCCUUUGUAUGAUGGCAUUACUUUAGCAUGGGUGCAAGGUAUAAUAAAUCAUUCUUGAAUGUAAUAAUUCAAUAGUGGUUUAGACGCUGUCUGAUUAUAUGGGGUGGGUGAAUUCUAUUGCCCUUGUAAGGAGUAUUAAAGAGCUCUGCGAUCCUCAAUGGCAGAUGCAUACCAUGCACGUGUUUGGCUAGGCAAAUUUGUACCGGACUUAUUGGCAAAACUGUGUUGAAAUGGAUGGCCAUGUUCAUGCAAA